UGGCAGCAGGACGUGAAACUUCCAGUAUGCACACACUCAAGCUGGGAGCUGCUCUCCUCACACACAGCGGGACAACUUUCUGACUGAACUUCACACCUUUUUGGAGAUUUUCUUUUCCCUUUUUUAUCCCCACACGUGACGGAUGUUUAUCAGAACAUAUUUCAUCUAUCACUGCAGGGGAGCCGUUUAAAAUAAUCCGAGGUGAGGGAGGGGAGAGAGACUGCCCCUUGCAGAAAAUAUCUUUCUGUAUAAAAUGUGAGGUAUGUGCACAGCGUCCUGCUGCACACGCUGCCUCAGUCCCGCGGACACCGUGAGUUCACUGCAUCUUGGAGGACUGGAACCUGAUUUAUUCUGGACAUGAUGAAUUUAAGGAUUUCCUGCAUGCUGGUGUUCUUCACUCUGUAUCUGCAAGAGGGAUUAUCAAGGGAAUAUGAAGCUAAACUUGGAGCAGAUGUUCUUUUACAGAGAAUAAGACGUCAAAGCAAACCAACAAAAUCAGUGCUGAAGGUGACAGACUACCAUGUGAGGUGUACAGUGGUGUCCAGAUACGCUGUGACCACAGUGCAGAGCUCAGUGUGGAACCAGCUGCCCGUCACCAAGGAGGCGGCCUUCGAGGUGGACCUGCCCUCCUCUGCCUUCAUCUCCAACUUCACCAUCACCUCCAAUGGCAAGGUGUAUGUGGGCCAGGUGACGGAGAGAGCUGCUGCCAGGAACAUUUACGAUGCUGCUAAGAAGCAAGGGAAAACAGCCGGGCUCGUUGCUACCAAAGAGCGAGAGAUUGAGAAGUUCCGCGUGGCGGUGAGCGUGCCGUCUGGAGCUCGGGUUUCCUUCUCCCUGACCUACGAGGAGCUGCUGCCUCGACGCCUCGGCCGCUAUGAGCUCAGUCUGGGUCUGAGGCCGGGUCAGCCUGUGCAGAACCUCUCGUUAGACGUCAGUAUAACGGAGAGGACAGGCAUCAGUUUCCUCAAAGCCUUUCCUCUCAGGACGAGCCGACUGCUCUCCAACACCGCUCAAGGCGAUGCAGAAGCCCCGGCCUCCACUCAUGUUGAGCAGAACACAAACUGUGCUCGUGUCCGCUACAGUCCCACUAUACAGCAGCAGAACAGCAUCUCGUCCAACGGCCUCAACGCAGACUUCAUCCUCCAGUAUGACGUGGAGCUCAGAGACCUCAUGGGUGAAGUCCAGGUGUAUGAUGGGUAUUUUGUGCAUUACUUUGCACCCAGAGGACUUCCUGUGGUUCCUAAGGAUGUUAUUUUUGUCAUUGAUGUCAGUGGCUCAAUGAUAGGCACUAAGAUAAAACAGACGAAGCAGGCCAUGAGCACUAUUCUCGGGGACCUGAGAGAGGGAGACCACUUCAACAUCAUCACCUUCUCAGACAAAGUUCACACCUGGAAGAAAGGACGGACAGUUCGGGCGACUCGGCAGAACGUACGAGACGCCAAAGACUUUGUGAAGAGGAUUAUUGCAGAAGGAUGGACGAACAUCAACGCAGCUCUGCUCUCCGCUGCCCAGCUGGUCAACCCUUCAUCCUCCUCCUCCUCCAGCCACCUCUCAUCCCGACGUGUCCCUCUGGUUAUCUUCCUCACUGAUGGAGAGGCAACCAUCGGAGUAACGACCGGCGACACCAUCCUCAGCAACGCCAAGAAAGCUCUGGGCUCCUCGUCUCUGUUCGGCCUCGCCUUUGGAGACGACGCAGACUUCCUCCUCCUGAAACGCCUCGCUCUGGAUAACCGCGGCGUGGCGAGGAUGGUUUACGAGGACGCCGACGCAGCCCUGCAGCUCAAGGGUUUCUACGAUGAAGUGGCGAGUCCUCUGCUAUCAGACAUCCAGCUGUCGUAUCUGGACGAUCAGGCGUUUGACAUCACCCGCUCCAUGUUCCCAAACUACUUCCAAGGCUCAGAGCUGGUGGUGGCUGGGAGGGUGAAACCAGGGCUGAAGGAUUUUAAGGUGUCAAUGUCCGCCACUGAUUCAAAACAACGCAUCAAGUUGGAAAACGAGGUGUUGAUUUCCCACGCAAAAGGCAAGGGGAGUGCAGAUUCAGUCGAGUGCUCUGCAGGCUCGGAAGGAAUCUCCACCUUCGUGCACCGCCUCUGGGCGUAUUUCACCAUCAAAGAGCUGCUGCUGGCAAAACUGAGCGCAACUGACCCUGCAACUCAGAGGAUACUGGCAGACAAGGCCACAAACCUUUCCCUGAAAUAUAACUUUGUAACACCGGUCACUUCUUUAGUUGUGGUUAAGCCCGAUGCAGAUGAAGAAACUCCAACCACGGUAAAACCCACCACCGCAGCGUCUACAACCACAGCGACGACUCCAACCACGAGAGCGACUACUACUGCCGCCAUCAGAAUAUUAGCUGUGAAGAAGCUCAGUUCUAACACAAAGCCUAAAACAAAACCAAACCCUCCUCAGCCACCUCAAAAGCAAACAAAAAAAGUCCUUCUACCAACUUCCACUGCAAAAGUAGGAGUUUCACCAUCAAAGAAAGCCACAACCACAUCAAGUCCCACCUCUGUGAAAACUACCCCUGCUCCAAUCUCUGGGAAAAAGCCAACCCCUUCCCAAAAUGAAUCCAAAACGGCCUCUCCUCUUCCUGGUGGUAAGACACACACCUCCCUGCUGAAUGCUUUAAAAACAGCGGCACCCCCUGCACCCGGAAAGGUCUCCACUCCUUAUCCAAAUGUGGUGAAAACAACCCCCACAACCACCACAGUGUUCACCACCAGCACCACGCCUCCACCCAGCUCAGUCCGAACCGACCCUGCUCUCCUGCCUGGGAAACCCCUUACCCCACAGCCCAGUACAGUGAGAACGACCCUGCCUCCUGUCAGAGUGACCGUUCCCUCCCUAGAGGCGGAGAACAGCUCCACCUCUGCUCCACCUGUGCCUGACAUCACCACCCCCCCGCCCGAGGCAUCCUCUCUGCUCACCUCCCCCACCCCGGUGCCGGCGCCCAGCGUGGACGACCACAGCGACACCGAGCUGAGCAUCGCCACCUUUGUGUCGGCCACCUUCGCUCCCAUGCCUGGUGUAACAGAAGGGCCACGUUUGUGGGAGGCAGCAGGGCUUCUGGAUGUCUCUACUUUCAUUCAGAGGAAAGAUAUUGACCUUGUGAAAGACUUUGAUGCGACCUAUGACGUGGACUACGAUCUCAAUUAUGAUGCCUGGGAUGAUACUGCAGACACAGAAUCGUUUGAUAGUUCUCCAUCCAUCAUUCGCGUCUUCUCCUCAUCAGUUGAUGGAGAUCCUCAUUUUGUAGUCCAGCUGCCUAAGCUGCAUCAGAAUUUGUGUUUCACUGUCGACGGCCGAGCCAAUGACGUUCUCAGACUGUUAGAGGACCCAGAGAGAGGGAUAAUUGUGGACGGCCACCUCAUGGGAGCUCCCUCUAAGCACGGGGUGGAGGAUCGGACCCGGACCUACUUCGACCGGAUCACCAUUUCCUCCGCCACCAGGCUCUCCGAGGACAUCAUGAUCACCCUCUCGUUGGACGCUGUAGUGGUGGAAGGUGAGGGGCGGGACCAUCUCCCCAUCAAUCAGCAGGGAUCGGUGACGCGGCAGGGGGUGACGGUCACCGUGGACGACCACCGGAGUUGCUGGAUCGAGCUGGACCGGGACGUCCGCUUCCUGGUUCUGUUCCACCAGUACAAACACCCCAGCUACCUGCAGAUGGCUCACCUGGGCUUCUACAUCAGGGAUGGACGAGGGCUGUCCGCUGCAACCCAAGGCCUGCUGGGCCAGUUCCAGCACGCUGACAUGAGAGUCUCAGCGCUGCAGGAUGCUCAGGAGGAAGCUCCCAACGAGGCGGUGUCAGCGCGGGGGGUCCUGAGGUGGGGAGCGGAGCACAUGCCGGUCACCUUGCAGGACAAGACGCUGAAAGACACGGUGCGCAAACGCCACACGGGCAUGUGUUGGGUGGUGCCCAAAGCAGAGGUAGAGAGACUCCUGGGUCAUCCAUACGAGAGCUACGUGGUGGAGCAUGUGUAAUUCUAGCCGAGUCUUCUUCUCCGCCUUCUCUGAUGCUCGUCUCGGGUCACAGAGAAUAUAAUAGCGGUGAAAGAGGAAAUGAAGGAGUAAUGAGGAAGUAUGGUUCAAUAGAUGUAUAAGGACUGAAGCGUGCUGUUGUUCUCCAUCAGGGAGUUUGGAUGCAUGUCUAUGACAGAGACUCCUGUUCGCAUGCAACCACAAAAUGUCUCCAAAUGUGUCACACACCAACUCACUUCAGAUAUUUAUCAGAUUAUAUUACAUCGAGGAUUCAUUAUAAGGCAAAGCCAGAUUCUUGUAAUUAUUAAAACUGUAUCUGUAAGUUGUAUUUUUUAGAGUGUAUAUAAAAUAUUAUUAUAUGUAUAGAUAACCUCAUAACACAAAGAAAGAAACACACAACAGUAUCAGGGUCUUUCCAGGUUUGCCAUGUGCGUUUUAUUUUUCUAUAAUUUCAUUCAUAGUUUAAUUCAUUUGUAUUUGUUACACAAGACAUUAGGCAAUGCUCACAUACUAGUGAUCAAACAAGGACAGUAAGUGUUUCUACUACUCAGCCUUAACUAUUUGUAUCUCUUGUCAAUUUUUCAAGGGAUAUUGUCAAUAGUGGUUUCCAAAAAAGGCCAAACUGGAUGGAAAUUAAAACAGUACGACCACACAUGAGGCUUUUGUUUUCAAUAAAUAAAAAAGACAGUAUCUGAUGCUGAGGAAGGGGAACGGAAGGGAGGGCUUCGGAUAUAUCGAAGAGUAAACAUUAUUCCAGUAUCCAGGAUGAAGACCACACACAAUGUUGAAACACAGCUGUACAGGUUUGAACUGAUGGCUGCUGCUGUUAUCCUCCCAUCAUAACCUGUUUAUUAUUAUAAUCAUGAGGCAGCACUGGAAUGAUCACUGACUAAGGUAAACAUAACACAGCAAAUAACAAACAAACAAAAACAAGGAAUUUCGGUGUGCAUCACUUUUCCGUUUUUAUCAUCAGAACAAAAUUAGCAUAGCAUAUUCGGCGUACACCUUUUCCACAAUACGUCAGUGAAAUGUAAAUAAAUAGAGCAUAACAAUAAGACACGCCAACACCCCAAACAGCGAGAUAACUAUGUUUAGAGUUGCUAAGUGUUGGAUAAAGUGAGAUGGAACUGCUUUUUUAAAUAAAAACGAUCAGGGCGUCUCGUCUGUUUGUGUUGUGUAACAAGCCACAGAUCUAACUGUACGUGAGAUAUGAGGAACUGCCUCCGCUCAGGUGUACAGACGCAGCUGAGAGAACAUCCCUUCUAUAGGAUUCAGUCAGAUCUGCGGAGCAACACACAACAACAAACUGCACUUUGUCAGCAUCCUUUGCCAAUAACAGCAACACCAUUUUUGGCACUAGAGCGACCUGCCACUAACGGUUAGUUAAAAACAAAGCAGUCAUAUUUGAAAAGGGUCUAAAUAUUCUAUUAAGACCCAAAAAUUAAG
This is a messenger RNA of Gymnodraco acuticeps, 5424 nucleotides long. RefSeq names its product inter-alpha-trypsin inhibitor heavy chain family member 6 (gene itih6). Gene Ontology annotation, biological process: hyaluronan metabolic process. Bases 358 to 3981 code for a protein of 1207 amino acids. Gene Ontology annotation, molecular function: serine-type endopeptidase inhibitor activity. Lineage: Eukaryota; Metazoa; Chordata; Actinopteri; Perciformes; Bathydraconidae. The transcript is spliced from 17 exons. The record is from RefSeq and is a predicted model, not a curated record.